Messenger RNA from Prunus armeniaca (apricot), 2496 nucleotides. The record is from the annotation of a GenBank genome assembly. Lineage: Eukaryota; Viridiplantae; Streptophyta; Magnoliopsida; Rosales; Rosaceae.
AUGGCGGGCAAGCGCAAGAGCAAGUCUUCGCCCUCUGAAGCUUCUCCAUCAAAUUCCGCUUCAGCCAAUAAGCUGAAGCGUACUGAGGAGCCGAUAGCUAAAGAAGAGGUCGCAGAGAGUAUGGAAAAAACUGCUUCUCCGCCGAGGAAGCUCAAGGGUAAAGCGGUCGCCGUCAAAGAUGGAGAGGAGCCUGAAGCCAAGUUUCUUGGCAAACCGGUGAAAGAUACAGAGGCUCGAAAGAGGUGGCCAAAACGGUACCUGGGAAAGAUGAAGCAGGUGUCUGGGCCAGACAACUCAAACCAAGAUGAAGAUGCAAUUCAGGCUCGUGGCCAUUACAUAAAGGCAGAGGUUGAUGGACGAAACAUAUUUGAUCUAUAUGAUGAUGCUCAUGUACAAGCAGGGGAUGGAAACGAACCCUAUGUUUGUAAGAUCGUGGAAAUGUUUGAGGCGAUUGAUGGGACAUUAUAUUUUACUGCACAAUGGUACUAUAGAUCACCAGACACUGUCAUAAAGGAGUGUGCUACAAUUGAUAGGAGGCGUGUAUUUUUAUCAGAGAUUCAAGAUGUCAACCCUCUCGAUUGUCUUGUUGAAAAACUUAAUAUUGUUAGAUUGUCUUUAAAUGUUGAUCAAAAUGAAAAGAGUAAAUUAAUUUCGACAUGCAAGUACUUUUGUGACACAACAUAUUUGUUACCUUAUUCAACUUUCAUGAACUUGCCAGAAGAAAAUAUACAGACGGGAAGUGAUGACUCAACAAUUUCUAGUGAGGCUGAUGUGGACCGAGCUUGUGAGGUUAACUCCGAAGGUGCUGAUGUGGACAAAGCUUGUCAGGAUAAUUCCAAAGUUGCCCAACUCUGCCCUGUUAGAGAGUGUGGCAAACCAGAAGUCACAUUGCUCGACCUAUAUUCUGGUUGUGGGGCAAUGUCAACUGGGUUGUGCCUUGGUGCACAAUUGUCUAAUGUAAAUCUGGUUACAAGAUGGGCUGUUGACGUAAAUGAGUAUGCUUGCCAAAGUCUCAAGCUUAACCACCCAGAGACAGAGGUUAGAAACGAAUCCGCCGAAGAUUUUCUCUCAUUGCUGAAGGAGUGGAGAAAACUUUGCUUUUAUUUUAACUUGGUUGAGACCAAGGACUCAGAGAAUGAUCAGUUUGACUUUUUUGAAACGGAAGAUGAAAGGAGGAAGAAGAAGAUGAUCCGUUGGAAGGGGUAUGGGGAUGACGAAGACACCUGGGAGCCAAUUGAUGGACUGGGGCAUUGUAGAAAGGCUAUAGGAGACUUUGUUUCUCAACGUUAUGCAUCAAAAGCAUUGCCUUUACCCGGUGAUGUUGAUGUGGUGUGUGGGGGGCCCCCUUGCCAAGGAAUUAGUGGUUUCAACAGAUUUAGGAACACACAACAACCGUUAGAAGAUGAGAAAAAUAAACAAUUGAUUGUUUUCAUGGAUUUCGUACAGUACCUUAACCCAAAAUUCGUUUUGAUGGAAAAUGUUGUUGAUAUUGUAAAAUUUUCUGAGGGACUCCUUGGACGUUAUGCCUUGGGACGUCUUGUUGGUAUGAACUAUCAAGCUAGGAUGGGAAUGAUGGCAGCAGGUGCAUAUGGGCUUCCCCAGUUUCGUAUGCGUAUGUUUAUGUGGGGGGCCCGUCCUACUGAGAGGUUGCCUCAGUACCCACUUCCUACACAUGAUGUUGUUGUAAGGGGUGUUAUUCCCACGCAAUUUGAGGGGAACACUGUUGCUUAUGAUGAAGGUGGCCCGGUUCAAUUAGAAAGAAAGCUUUUGUUGGAGGAUGCAAUAUCUGACCUUCCUGCUGUUGAGAAUAGUGAAAACCGGGAUGAGAUGCCAUAUGCAGGGCCUCCCCAGACAGAAUUUCAGAGGUUUAUCAGACUAAGCAAAGAAUAUUUGCUGGGGUCUUCAAAGGAUGAAUCAUUACACAAGACGCUUUACGAUCACCGUCCCCUAGAGUUGAAUGCAGAUGAUUAUGCACGUGUUUGUGAAAUCCCGAAGAGAAAGGGUGCAAACUUCAGAGAUCUACCCGGUGUUCGUGUGCGCACUGAUAACAAGGUUGAGUGGGAUCCUGAUGUAGAACGAGUGUAUUUGAAGUCCGGGAAACCUUUGGUCCCUGAUUACGCUAUGAGUUUUGUGAAGGGUUCUUCAUCAAAACCUUUUGCCCGUUUAUGGUGGGAUGAAACCGUACCAACAGUUGUUACUAGAGCUGAGCCCCAUAACCAGGCAAUUUUGCAUCCUGUUCAAGGCAGGGUAUUGUCAAUUCGUGAAAAUGCAAGACUUCAAGGUUUCCCAGAUUACUACAAACUUUGUGGCCCUGUCAAGGAGAGAUACAUUCAAGUUGGAAAUGCCGUUGCCGUUCCAGUUGCACGUGCAUUGGGCUAUGCGCUAGGUCUUGCUUUGAAAGGUUCUGCUGGUGUUGACCCCGUGUUUCCAUUGCCGGAAAAAUUCCCCAAUAUUCAGUGCCAGAUUCAUUCUGCAUCAUCCGAAGAUGAUGCUUGA